This is a messenger RNA of Rhagoletis zephyria (snowberry fruit fly), 813 nucleotides long. Lineage: Eukaryota; Metazoa; Arthropoda; Insecta; Diptera; Tephritidae. The record is from RefSeq and is a predicted model, not a curated record.
AUGAUAGUUCGAUCGUUGGCAUUUUCAAAUGACUCUAAUUACCUCGUGAGCGUUUCCGAUGAUUCCUACGUCAAGGUUUAUGAUUUGCGCGAAAAAAAAGACACUGAAACGGAUCGUCGCUUCAACACUAUAAAUUUUUCCGGUCACUGUUCUUGGGUUCUCAAUGCCACUUUUGCUCCAGACAAUAAUCAUUUUGCAACAGGUUCAGCAGAUAAAACCGUGAAGAUAUGGAAUGUUGAGUCACCCGAAUGCAUUCACACUUUUACUAAUCAUAAAGAUCAAGUAUGGGGAGUAAAGUACAGUCCUUGUGGUAAUUUUUUGGCUUCAGUGUCGGAAGACAAGUCUAUUUGUAUCUAUCAAGUGGUGGACGAUGUCAAAUUGGGCAACGGACUCGACAACUUAGACAGCGGUGCCAACAUCGAAAUCAUUGACGGUGACCAUCUAAGUGACGCUGAAAAUGUACAAAGUCCAGAAAUCGAUCAGCUGCCAGAAAUUCUUUUAAGUCCAGAACAUCGUAAAGCAACAGAUGAAGAACUGGCUCUACCGGGGUCUAAUGAGGAUUCGCCAGUCGAUGGAAGUCCCGAUGUUGCUUUAAGUCCAGGCCGAGUUGAGGAAGUCGAUCAAAGGGGAGCUGAUGAAGACCCUCAAAGUCCUGAAGCUUCUUCAAGUCCAGGAAAUCUUCUAGUUCUACCUGAUGAAGCCCCUGCGAGCGUAGAGAGCCCGGAUUACGCAUCGAGUCCGGAUAGCAGUGAAGCUCGACUUGCUUUAGAAAACGAAGGUGGUAACGAAGCUGAAAUGAGAACUCCUGAAUGA